AGCCGCAUCGCUCCGGGCGUUUCCGUAGCGAACAGCGGCGCCUCAUGACGAGUCUCUCACCGGAUGUGACGCUGGACUUGGGCGAUGGUGUCAGGCAGACGGCACGGAGUCCGCAGCAGGUCCCCGAGACACGACCCAGCGCGCCAGGCCAGGAGUUUCGGGCCAGAAGGCAUGAUGUGCUCAUGGGGAUCCUGGUGAAGCUCUUGGAAAUGAAGUUGACCUGGGUUCUGAUUACUCUCCUCACAGUGAGCAUUUGCUAUGCCAUUGCGCAGCCAAUGCCUUGUAAUGAGGAUACGCUGUGCCGGCAAAACCAUGAGCAAAUCCAGGACUUGCGGUCCUACAGUGGCUACAUCGCGGCAGCCUUGGCGUCGGUGCUGCUGCACGAGCUGGCUUCGGUGGUUUUGACGCACAACUCUGCGAAGAAGGCGAUCCAUUUGAUUCCAAACAUCAAGGAGUCCUUGAUCCCUUCGGUGCUCUUGUGCGUCACCUUCUUUGUACUGAUCCUUGAGAAUCUCGUUUUUCUCAUCGGGGAGGCUCCCUGGUUCGCGCAUUCCUCCAACUUGGGGCAUCCAGAUUUGGAUCAUCAGCCGGUUUACAGCGUCUUCUAUGCGGAAUGGCUCAUCAAUGUGCCGAUCUUGCUGAUCCUCGCGGGGAGCUGCUGCCUCCAACGGCCGCCGCGGGAGGUCGCCGAGCCCUUGGUUGUGACCAAUGUGUACAUCGUCUUCGCUUGGGUCGCCCAUUUCAUCUCCAACGCGCCCCUUCGCUAUGUGAUGGUGGUCGUGUCUUUUCUCAUGUACUUUCGUGCCUCCUGGACCAUGUGCCAGUGGGUCUUCCGCUGGCGGAAGCAGCAAGAAGACGGGCAUAUUUGCGGGAGGCCAUUGCUGUCCUUCGCUUUGAUCAUUGUCUUCGGAAUCUAUGGAGCAGUCUACCUCGCGCGGCUGCACGGCGCCGUCAGCUGCCGGAACGAGCGGAUCUUUUUCACCACCAUGGACUUCACCACGAAGCUCUUCGCGUCCAUUGCAUUGGCGGGAAUCCGCUCCAGUGAAUUCCAAGAGGUACUCCUCACCAUGUUGGCCAAUACGCAAACAUCCUUCAAGCGGGCCUUGAACUAUGACGAUCGGCACCCCAUGAUUGGCAGUGACAGUGAAGAGAUGUGACGUCGAACGUUUUGUGACACUCAACCCCCCCACGGGGCAUCGAUUUGCGCUGCGGAAAAAUGGCUCAAGAGAAAAGAUCAAGUGGCAACCCCCCAAAAGAUCCAGGCAAUUUGGCCGAUGCUCUUUGAGUCCUCAAGCGGUGUCCAGCUUUG
This is a messenger RNA of Durusdinium trenchii, 1309 nucleotides long. Lineage: Eukaryota; Dinophyceae; Suessiales; Symbiodiniaceae. The record is from the annotation of a GenBank genome assembly.